Molecule: messenger RNA, 4589 nt
Organism: Carassius carassius (crucian carp)
Lineage: Eukaryota; Metazoa; Chordata; Actinopteri; Cypriniformes; Cyprinidae
Product: KAT8 regulatory NSL complex subunit 1-like
Exons: 12
Coding region: 396-3584 (1062 amino acids)
Cellular component (GO): NSL complex
Molecular function (GO): histone acetyltransferase binding
Source: RefSeq, a predicted model, not a curated record
UUUGAUAAGAAUGUCGAAAUGCAGCUGCCCUUGAACACUGUUUUCAUCCCAGACCUUUAGACAAGUCCUUAACUCAAAUGCUAAACCGAUUAGGAGCGUUAUUUUUACAUCUAUCGUUAUUUUCAACUCCACGCGCAAUUAAGCUCAUCACAGGGCAUGUGACAAACGAAAAAUGUGAACUAGUUUUUGAAAUACUCCCAAUUCUUUAUCGAAGGUUGGGCCAGUGAAUGGCGCAUGCUCCGUGCGAACAGGGAGUGUUGGAGACGGCCAACAGUGCAGGGAAAGGCUAGACGGGUGAAAAGAGAAGCCCGUCUUCCUUUCGCACAGGAAAAAUACGUUAACGGAGCUUCGUUGUAUGUCCUCGUUUCACACCCGGCCAUGCCAACGACACAGCGAUGUAUUAUUACAGCAAUCGGAAUAAAAUGAGCGCUAGUACAGCCGGGCCUGGAGUGGAGAGUUGCGCGGCCGGGUGUCCGCAUAGCGCCAGCCGCUGCUGCGGGGGAGGAGGCUGUGGUGAGCCCGUCAGCGGUGACGGAAGCUCGGCCGCUGCGGCUACAGCCACCAGCGCUGCCCCAGUGCGGAGCUCAGACAGGGAGAGCAGCGUAGCCGAGGCCCAGGCGUUCCGCGAAUGGGACGAUGCCACCUCCGGCGAUGCGGAUGCGGCCCAGAAAAUGAACGACGGGGGGGUUUUAACAAACGGCGCUGCCGAUAUCACACGGGAGGGAGACGAAUGCGCGGAUUCGGGGGAAUACGGCGGAGGACGCGGGCGUUUCUGUAGACAAAGCAAUGGAGCAGGCGAGGAUAACACCAUUAAUAUUGAUCACAAAGGAGCUGGUUUGCGGCAUAUCACGAGCGCUACGACAAGAAGGCACGAGCGCAGAGCGAGCUCGAGACUGCCGCCGGUGCGCACCGCGAGAGUCCGACGCGGACACACGGCGUACGCCGAGACCGAGAUAAUGACAGCCGCUGCAAGGUGUGGUCACGGGAAUCCCGAGCCCGCGGUCAUCAAGCGCCGGGGAUGCAAUUUCGCCCGAGCCUCCAAAAAGGUGUGUUUCUCUGACGCCGCGGGCCGCGUUGGUUCCAAUGGUGAAACUCACGGGAAGGGCUCCGCGAGCACCGCCGAGACUUUCAGGCGCACCUCCUUACGGCGUAUCCUCUCUGCAAACACGAUCGGGGCCCACAAAAUAAAUUUAGCAGCGUGCCCGCCUGAUGAAAGUGCCCAGCUGCCCACAUGCAGGACAGCGAAGGGGCGUGUCAGACUUUACAGGGUGCGCUCCUUUCUUUCCAGCUCUGCCAACCAUAACAACGGGGUCAGCAGAAACGGUGCCCCUCACAAUAGCCUCCCACCGCAACCCUCCUUCCAAGCCGAGCCCGACCUUAGUGAUUGCGUAAAAAAGCCCCUGUGCGCCCUCUCCAUCACUUCUUGUCAGUCUGAGAAUGGGCCUCCUAACGGGACAGAGCCAGAGCCACGGAAGUGUGACGGUACAGGUGUGGGCAUUGAUGAACAGGGUACUGAGGGCCCCAGCACAGAGCAAAUAGAGGCGGUGAGGGGUGAAGCCAAACGCAGGCAGGCAGAGCUGGAGGGUCGGACUGACCACCUCUGGAGGCGCCUGCAGGCCGUACAAGUGAAGCAGGUGGAGAAGCAUGUUACACAGCAGCUGCAUGGCCUAUACAGGAGCCUGGGGUUGAGCUGCACCAGAAGGCCCAGUGCUGUGUCCAGAAACUCGGCCGAGCUGAGCAGGCUGGCGUGCAGCUGCAGUGAGAUCCUCCGGUCUGCAGAGAGCACCUUGGACUCGGACCACACGGCCAGCAGCUCCGGUGGUGACAGCGACAGUGAGGAAGAUGAGGGAUUGGAGAGAGGGGGUCAUCGCUUUAGACCGCUGCCAAUAAAAUCAAUUGUCACCGGCAAAGAAUGGCAGUGGGCGGAGAGCAGGGCGUGGCUUGGUAGCAGGUGGGUGUGGCUGCAGACUCAGGUAUCAGAGCUUGAGUAUCGGAUCCGUGCACUGACCGAGCUAUACACACAUCUUCGACAGGGAAAGGUGCGGUCCACUUACUCUGUCCCUGAAAUGCCCCUCAGAGCAUCAAACCCCUCCCCGACGUCACACAACUGCAAGAUGUCUUCUGGUGGUGAUCCUAAAAGGAAGUGGCAGACAGAAGACACCACCACUCUGCACACAGUGCCCUGUCCACCUUCUUCUGCCGCACGGGUUCGACCGCUACUUCGGCAACGGCAUCACAGACUCGUUCACCUGGAAGAAUGCACAGUACUGGGGUCAAAGGCGGUUUCGUUACAGUGCUGGUGUGAGCCACCAGCUGUGUGUGUGUUAUGUGGUGGUGCUCCUCUGCGUUCCCCCUCAGAGAAGGAGAAAGGACUGUGGAUGCGUCAGACCUGCCUCGAUAUGUCCGUUCACCCUUUCCUCUCAAUGCCAUCAGAUUCACCCCUUGCACUGCAUUGUUGGAUACGCCCGCUGGCCGGGCACCAUUCUCAUAAUUCACUACAGUGGACAGACAUGUCAUCGGCGUCCUCUUGGCCGGGAAGGCGGGGCCAGGGACGAGUUGGGAGAGUGAGGAGGAGACUAGUUUGUCCCCGUCCGCCCAAUACACUGCCUCCUUUAUUUAACACACCUGGUAGUUCUGGGUGCAGAAGCCAGAGGGGUGUGUUUAUUCCCAGUUAUCUUCAUCCACGUGCUCCAGAUUUGCCCAUUUUGCCAGCAACACCCCCAACAACAGACACACCCACUCAGCCUUUGAGAAGGAGAAGAGUAGAAAGCUCAUUUGACAUCGACAACCUGGUGAUGCCUUUGGGCCUGGCUGGACUAGGAGCACGAGUACAAAGACUACAAUACAAGGAAAUUAUCACACCAAGUUGGAGGGAGCUGGACUCUCUCUCAGGGGUCUCUAGAAACCAGGAAGGGGCACAUGCCCUGUCGUUCAAUUACAAUAACACACAGCACCAGCCCAAUGGGGAAGGACUGGACAUUGAGGAGGAAGAGGUGGAGGAUCUCUCUGACGCUGUGUUUCUGAGCCGCCAUGCAGUGUGUGAGAGCAGAGAGAGGAGUCGGUGGGGGAGCUGGGCUCGCAGACAUCGCCGGGGCAGAUCUUCUUCCUCCUUCCAUGGGGAUGGGAAGAGCUCCAGGGGAUUGGAGCAGACACCUGGGUCUCCAGAUUCCAGGCAAAGUCAUUUUGCAGAAGGAGACAGCUCGCCACGCAGCCCCUUCUGUACUGGAGCGGAGGAUCCCUUUAGCCAGGCUGAGGAUGAACAGCAGGCUGUGCUGCCAUGGGAACGCCGGUCGUUCCCCUUGCAGGAGUCAGAACUUCAGUGGCUGCAGGAGGAGGAUGAGGCGGAGCCCGACGAGGACCCGUGCACCUCCAGCGGCCGCAGCCAAAGCACAGACUCGGGCAUCUCUGUGGGCAGCCUGGAGCUCUCCCCGAGGACCCCUCAACCCCCUCAGCAGCACUCAGGCACAGAGCGAGCCACCCCUCACACACUGUCCUGCACACCAGCCACCCCAACGACAGUCUCUACAGCUCAGGAUUCUCCCAAACUUCCUCUUUCCUUAUACUCGUCCUCUCCGUUAUCAUAGUGCAUCAUGUGUCCAGCCGUUUUUCUGCUCUAAUAUAAAAACAAAACCACAUGUCCCAAUGUCAUUGACCCCUGACAACCUAUUUAUCUAACCACAAGCACUUUGUGUGCUCGUUCCCUGAACCCUCUGGAGCCUUACAUAAACCACACAGCCUAUUAUUUAUAAUCUUCCCUCAAACCCUCAAUCAUUCACCCAAUAACAAGUGCAUCUCCACCAACAGCCCAGUUUCCCCAGUGAGCGUCUCUGGUCCUUCCUUAUACAUCCUUUCAACCUUUCUUCACCAGCCUGCCCCCGAUACAGCUGCCGUUCAAUCUGACUCUACUGUAAUGAACAGAUAGUGUCUGUUUUUCCUUUGUUUAUUCAUUUUUUUGGACCUGUCUAAAGCUUCUUCCCAGCUAUGUCAGUCAGUUAUUUUACUUUUUAGUUAAAUCAUUAUGUUAAAAGAUCUAUGCUGUUUUCACAGAUCAAGAAACAAAAGGGCGAGCCCAAAUUGCAAGCUCUUGGUUAUUGAUCUCCAUACAAAGGCACUACAUAUUCCCCUUAUUUUCUGUGAUUUAGUUACCUUAUUCAUGUGUUGUGUUGUAUGUAUUCCUUAGAGAUGUAUGCGUACUGCCAUAGAAUCAUAGCAUUUAAAGUCAGUUACAUCCUCUCUGGAUACUGCCUGUGUCUUUCAUCCUUCCUUUUGAGCUCAACACAAGAAGUAUAUUUUGAUUUCCAUACGACAUGCUAUGUGUGUGCCUGUGUGUGUAUAUUAUGUUAAAGGAAGAGUGUUAGUUCUUGUUGAUCAGAGAGAAUGUAUGUGUGUGUGUGUGUGUGUGUGUGUGUGAUUUAGACAGGUCUGCUGUACUGCUGCAUUAGGGGGCAGCGUUGGUGAAUAAAACAUCAUUUUGUAGGAACACAACAAAACAUGAGAAGAUAGAAGUAAAUGGAAGUUCUAUUUGAGGCGCACAUGAUGCUCUCAGUGCAAAGACAUAAUAAAAGGAAUUAAAACAUAAAUGAGAACUA